AUGCCUGCCGGACCAGACGAGACUGAUAACCACGCCGCUGGCGCUGCCACCGAGCUCACAGCAAAGCACGCUUCCUCCAAGACAGAGUCAAAUGCCAGCACUCAUCCUCUUCAUGACCAAGGCGAGCCAAAGGGUGACAAGGUCGAAUUUAUUCACCACCAGGCACACCCAGGACCAGCUGUUCCCAAAGAGUUCAAUGUCCAGCAAGAGGGUACCAAGGAAGAGCGUGCUGCUAAGACUCAGGAGCUGAACAAGUAA
Cadophora gregata is the source of this 258-nucleotide messenger RNA. RefSeq lists its product as uncharacterized. The transcript has a single exon. Lineage: Eukaryota; Fungi; Ascomycota; Leotiomycetes; Helotiales; Ploettnerulaceae. Bases 1 to 258 code for a protein of 85 amino acids. The record is from RefSeq and is a predicted model, not a curated record.